This is a messenger RNA of Rotaria sp. Silwood1, 1236 nucleotides long. Lineage: Eukaryota; Metazoa; Rotifera; Eurotatoria; Philodinida; Philodinidae. The record is from the annotation of a GenBank genome assembly.
AUGGCAGCUGCUGGUGUUAUUUCUACAAUGCCAACUUCAUUUGUUUAUGAAGAUUUAGUUUCUCAAGUUCAAAACAUUCAAUAUCAAAUGCUUCAAAUGGAAAACAUUUUUGAUAAUCAAUGCAAAACGGAAAAGAAAAUGCAAAAUGAAUUAAAAUCACGUUCAUUAACAUUUAUAGACCCAUAUGGAAAUCGAACAGUCAAUAAAUAUAUGGAUCAUGAAUCAAUCAAUAAAGUACUCAGAAAAUAUAAGAAAGACUAUGUACCAAAAUAUUUACAAGAAUGGACUAAGAUUGGUACUAUGAAUGAAAAUAUUAUUUCUUCAUUAAAUGAAUGUGAAUUAAAAUCAACUGUGUCGAAAUAUGCAAAUGGACAUCAAUUUAUUACAUACGGUGAAGUGAUUGUAUGGGUUGGAAGUUAUGAAGAUACAUGGCUUCGAAAAAUUGUAUUACAAGUUCUACUAACGGAUAACAUGGAGAAAAUUAAAAUGCAAAUAAAGAAACAACGACAAUUUACUCAUAUAGAAUUAAAAUUAUGUACGAUAGAUCAAAAUGUAGAACCAAACAGAAAGGAUUGGACACACGGUAUACCACUACAAUCGGAAGAUACCAUCAUGUCAUCUCAGUUAUAUCAAAAUAAUUGUGUUAUUAUGGCAACAAUCCCCAACCUGAAGUAUGGUGUUACCAAUUCUAGUGUUAUGCAUUUUCUAAUAUUUGUAAAAACUCUUACUAAUAAAACUGUUACCUACAAUGUGAACUCAGAGAUGGAUAUAGCUACUGUGAAAGAAUUAAUACAAGACAGGGAAGGGAUUCCUUCCGAUCAACAACGUCUGAUAUUCGGUGGAAAGCAGUUAGAAGACGGCAGAACUCUUUCAAACUAUAGUAUAGCAGAAGAAAGUACGUUACACCUCCUAGUACGUUACCGGGGCGGAAUGUAUCAUUUUACAAGCGGUCGACAAGAUUUUUGCAACUUGCCUAAUAGUACUGCCGAAGCUGUUAAAAAUGUUCUCGCAUUCAAGUUUAAAGAUAUGGAUCAUACUCAACAUGUGUCACCAUCUGAAUUACAAAAUUCUAUUUUACAAGCACAAACUAUUCUCUCAACUUUAUAUCGUGAAGUUGCAAACUUUUUUAUAUCUCAUAAUAUUCCAAACUUAAAGACUAUUAUAUUACCAACACCCGCCGACAAUGAAGACAGCAGUGAUAGUGAAGAUGAUGACGAUGAUAUGUCUAAUGAUUAA